AUGUCUCACGACGAGACCGCCUCAGCGCUCGUCGCUAUCCUGUCGAACCUCGCGAAGCAGCAUGAUCCCCAGGUUGACAGGUCCUUCCCCGGCCAGGUUGCGGCCAACGGCGAGAAGGCCGCUUCCUUGACGCUGCCGGGCCCUGACACCGAGAUGAAGCAGGCGCUCGAGCGUGAGCUCGCCGCCCUGUCGUCGCGCGUCCAGUACCUCGAGGCGAAAGCCCGGACGGUCGACAACAACACCUUUCCCAUCACCCCCGGCGAGCCCAACCUGCACUCUCCCUUCCCCGGCGAAAACCACCAGCUGCAGACGCCCCAGAGCCGCGCGAUCGCCGGCCGAGACAGGCAGGCCUCAUGGGUUACAAACUGGCUGAAGGAGAAGGAGACGCCCGGCGAACGGGCGGUGCCCGCGGCGCAGCUGACCGAGGAUCAGCUUGCCUACCUGCGCGACCACUUGAACAAGCAGGCCGAGCAGAUCCAGAGCCAGCGGGAACACAUAGACAGCCUCAGCGCCGAGGUUACCCGGCAGCUCCGGGACCAGGACAAGGCCUUUGGCCAUGGCAUCGAAGACAUUGGUGCUCUCAAGCGAGAGCUGCAGAAACAUCAACAGGCAAAUCUGGCCUUCCAGAAGGCUCUACGGGAAAUUGGUAGCAUUGUCACGGCUGUCGCACACGGUGAUCUCAGUAAAAAGGUUUUGAUUCACGCUAAGGAGAUGGACCCCGAAAUUACGACUUUCAAGCGAACCAUCAACACCAUGGUGGACCAGCUUCAGGAUUUCGCCAGUCAGGUCACCAACUUGGCCAAGGAGGUCGGCACUGAGGGCCGCCUCGGUGGCCAGGCUGUCCUGACCGGCGUCGACGGUAUUUGGGCCGAGUUGACCAACAGCGUCAACGACAUGGCACGCAAUCUCACGGAACAGGUGCGAGAAAUCGCAGUCGUCACAACAGCUGUCGCCCAUGGUGAUCUCAGUCGCAAAAUCGAACGUCCUGCGAGGGGAGAGAUCUUGCAACUCCAGGAAACGAUCAAUACCAUGGUGGACCAACUCCGUUCUUUCGCAUCAGAAGUUACAAGGGUCGCUCGCGAUGUCGGUGUAGAAGGCAUUCUCGGCGGACAAGCAAGAAUAGAAGGCGUCCAGGGCAUGUGGAAUGACCUCACGAUCAACGUCAAUGCCAUGGCCUUAAAUCUCACGACACAAGUGCGCGACAUAGCCCAAGUCACUACGGCCGUCGCGCAAGGUAAUCUCACGCGCAAGGUUUCGGCCGAGUGCAAGGGCGAGAUUGCGGAACUCAAGAACACGAUCAACUCCAUGGUCGACCAACUGCAGCAGUUUGCACACGAGGUCACCAAAAUUGCCAGAGAGGUCGGUACAGAAGGCCGUCUCGGUGGACAGGCCAGAGUGCAUGGUGUUGAGGGUACCUGGAAAGACCUGACAGAAAACGUCAACGGUAUGGCCGAUAAUCUUACGACACAAGUCAGAGAGAUUGCAGAAGUCACAACCGCGGUCGCUCGAGGUGAUCUCAGCAAAAAGAUCAAAGCAGAAGUCAGAGGAGAGAUUUUAGCAUUGAAGAUUACCAUCAACACCAUGGUGGACCGUUUGAACGAUUUUGCAUACCAGGUCAGCAAGGUUGCCAGAGAAGUCGGAACCGAAGGAAAACUUGGAGGUCAAGCCGAAGUGGAGAAUGUUGAGGGCAAAUGGAAGGAUUUGACCGACAAUGUCAACACGAUGGCGCAGAAUUUGACACUCCAGGUGCGAAGUAUUUCGGAUGUCACAAGCGCACUUUCUCGCGGAGACUUGACACGUCGCGUGCACGUCGAUGCUGAAGGAGAGAUUCGUUUGCUCAAGGACACCAUCAACGACAUGGUCGCCAGACUGGACGAGUGGUCUCUUGCGGUCAAGCGCGUCGCAAGGGAUGUCGGAGUCGACGGCAAGAUGGGCGGUCAAGCCGAGGUCGAGGGCAUCACCGGGCGCUGGAAGGAAAUCACAGCAGACGUCAACACCAUGGCUCAGAACUUGACGUCGCAAGUGAGAGCCUUCGGAGACAUCACGCAGGCGGCCACAGAUGGAAAGUUCACCCAAAUCACUGUUGAAGCCGCCGGUGAAAUGGACGAACUCAAACGGAAGAUCAACAAGAUGGUUUCAAGCUUGAGGGAAAGUAUCCAGAGGAACACUGCAGCAAGGGAAGCUGCAGAAUUAGCCAACAAGACCAAGUCCGAAUUCUUGGCGAAUAUGUCGCACGAGAUCCGAACGCCAAUGAACGGCAUUAUCGGCAUGACGCAGUUAACGCUCGACACCGAUCUUACGCACUCACAGCGUGAGAUGCUCACAAUCGUUCACAACCUUGCCGGUCAGCUUCUCACCAUCAUUGACGACAUUCUGGAUAUUUCCAAGAUCGAAGCGAAUCGCAUGGUCAUGGAAGAAAUUCCGUUCUCUCUGCGUGGUACCAUCUUCAACGCUCUCAAGUCGCUCUCGUCUAGAGCCAACGAAAGAAGACUCAACCUCGCGUAUCAGGUCGACAGCUCCGUCCCUGACUAUGUCAUCGGUGACUCUUUCAGGCUCAGACAGAUCAUUCUCAACCUUGUCGGCAACGCAAUCAAGUUCACGGAACAUGGCGAGGUGAAGGUUGCCAUCUCCAUGGCACCCCAAACCGACUGCAAACCCGACCAGUACAUCUUCAAGUUUGCUGUUUCCGACACGGGCAUAGGUAUCCACGGCGACAAGCUCAACUUGAUUUUCGACACAUUCCAGCAGGCCGACGGCUCUACAACAAGAAAAUUCGGCGGUACGGGUCUUGGUCUAUCUAUUUCCAAGCGGCUUGUCACUCUCAUGGGCGGUAGGAUGUGGGUUGAAUCGGAGUUUGGCUGCGGCAGCACUUUCUACUUCACCUGCAAGGUGAGGCUCGGAAACCCCGACAUCAGCGCCAUCCAGCCUCAGCUCUCGCCGUACAGCAAGCAUACGGUGCUUUUCAUUGAUCAGGGGAAGACCGGAUACGGCGAAGAAAUCGUCAACCAUCUCAAGGCCCUCGAUCUUCGUCCGCAUGUCAUUCAUACGGAUGAAAACACCCCUCUGUCGGAAAUCCCAAGCCCAGGCAAGCAUGCGUACGACUGCGUCAUUGUUGACUGCAACUUGACUGCGCGGAAGCUUCGCGGCGAGGAAAGGUUCAAGUAUAUUCCGCUGGUCAUGGUUACGCCCCGCGUCGCCAUCAGCUUGAAGUCGGCUUUGGAGGAUGGCAUUUCGAGCUUCAUUACCACACCUUGCCUUCCCAUUGACUUGGGCAAUGCAUUGAUCCCAGCACUCGACGGUCGCGCUGCACCUCUCAUCUCGAACCAGUCAAAGUCCUUCAACAUUCUUCUCGCAGAAGACAACGCUGUCAACCAGCGGUUGGCCGUCAAGAUCCUGCAGAAGUACCAUCACAUCGUCACCGUUGCUAACAACGGCUUGGAAGCGUUUGAACAGAUCAAGAAGACCAAGUACGACAUUGUGUUGAUGGAUGUGCAGAUGCCGGUGAUGGGAGGCUUUGAGGCUACGGCCAAGAUCAGAGAGUACGAGCGCGAGCACCAUCUCACGCCUACCCCUGUUAUUGCGCUUACCGCGCACGCCAUGGUUGGUGAUAGAGAGAAGUGCCUGCAGGCGCAGAUGGACGACUACCUCUCGAAACCGCUCAAACAGAACCAGCUCAUUCAGACGAUCCUCCGCUGUGCAACCCUCGGGGGAGCAUUGCUUGAACAGGACAGGCAACGGAUGGCGCUUUCGCAGAAUGAGAAGGAUGGAUAUGGUGGUGACAAUGAUAAAGAGAAACAGAAGGACGGGGCGCAGCAGGGCACACCCAGAGGUACGCCACGCCGGCCGCAAUUGGAUAACCGCGGCUACACGGAAACGGGUGCAGCGGGCAAAGAGAGUCCGAAGCUACUGGCUGCCGAUCAGUCCGAUCACGUGGAUAGACUUCUCCUAAGAUCACACAGUAGCUGA
Messenger RNA from Diplodia corticola, 3966 nucleotides. RefSeq names its product two-component histidine kinase. Lineage: Eukaryota; Fungi; Ascomycota; Dothideomycetes; Botryosphaeriales; Botryosphaeriaceae. Bases 1 to 3966 code for a protein of 1321 amino acids. Gene Ontology annotation, biological process: cellular hyperosmotic response; phosphorylation; phosphorelay signal transduction system. Gene Ontology annotation, cellular component: membrane. Gene Ontology annotation, molecular function: phosphorelay sensor kinase activity. The record is from RefSeq and is a predicted model, not a curated record. The transcript is spliced from 4 exons.